Molecule: messenger RNA, 681 nt
Organism: Solea solea (common sole)
Lineage: Eukaryota; Metazoa; Chordata; Actinopteri; Pleuronectiformes; Soleidae
Gene: polr1d
Product: RNA polymerase I and III subunit D
Exons: 5
Coding region: 123-467 (114 amino acids)
Biological process (GO): DNA-templated transcription
Cellular component (GO): RNA polymerase I complex; RNA polymerase III complex
Molecular function (GO): DNA-directed RNA polymerase activity; protein dimerization activity; DNA binding
Source: RefSeq, a predicted model, not a curated record
AAGAAAACUCCACUUUGGAUUGUAGAAAACUCCAUGAUGCUAUUUGUUCGUGCCUGUCCGACAUCAGUGAGGGCUGAAACGACACCACAUUUGUACUGACGGACUGGGUCGGGAUAUGAAGCAUGGCUGAAGAGGGCGAAAAGAAACGAGUCCUGGAAAUGGUCCAGGCUGAUGGUGCUGAUGAAGGCUGUGUGACGUUUGUGCUGCAUGAUGAAGAUCAUACACUGGGCAACUCUGUCAGAUAUAUGAUCAUGAAAAAUCCGGAUGUGGACUUUUGUGGCUACACCAUCACCCACCCAUCUGAGACCAAGAUCAACUUUCGUAUUCAGACCCGAGGGGGAGUUGCAGCCAUUGAGCCUCUGCGCAGAGGUUUGACUGAACUCACUGAUGUUUGUCAACAUGUUCUCAACACAUUUCAGGCGAGAGUUAAUGAGUUCAAAGAGAGGCAGGAGCAACCCGUGGAAUGAAGAGCAUCACAUGUGGAGCCAUCAGACAGAAGCUCAUUCAAACUGUAAAAAUGUAUUUUUUUGAUUUCAUCCCUAGUUUUGUGUUUUUGACUAUCAUGAGAAAGGUGUGUUGCGUUAUAUACACGUUUGAUCAGGUUGCAUUCAAACAAUUGUACAGUUUCUUUUUGUAUAAUGUUCAAAUUGGUUAUUGAUCUAAUAAAUAAUGUUAAUCUUU